GGCAACGGCUGAGUCACCGUCGGCAGAGAUCUGCCUAUCUCUGACGAGGUUGCCUCAGCGGCAGGCCCCGCCCACUCAUCCCGCGCGCGGUGCAGACGCGACACUCCGGAGCCGACCAGGCGAGAGCAUCGCACGCCGUACGCACCUCCGCCCGCCCACGCCGCAGGGGAGUCGAACCCGGGACCCGGGGGGAUGGGCAACGUCCCCGCCGCGGUGAAGCACUGCCUGAGCUACGAGCAGCUGAUCCAGGACUACCCGUGGCUGGCUCACAGGCUACAGGAGGCGCAGAAUGGACCUGUGCACAGAUAUCCAGAGUUUGUUAAAGUUGUUGAAGUUGGACCAAGAGAUGGACUCCAAAAUGAAAAGGAAAUGGUCCCGACAGAAGUGAAAAUCCAGCUGAUAGACAUGCUGUCGGAGACGGGUCUCUCCGUGAUCGAGGCGACCGGCUUCGUGUCUUCAAAGUGGGUACCACAGAUGGCUGACGCUGACGCGGUGUUCCGGGGGAUAAACAGGUUACCUCAGGUGAAAUACCCGGUUUUAACACCGAAUCUGCGAGGCUUUGAGGCAGCCGUUGCUGCUGGUGCUUCUGAAGUGGCUGUGUUUGCGUCGGCCUCAGAGACCUUCAGCCAGAAGAACAUCAACUGCUCCGUGGCGGAGAGCAUGGAGAGGUACGAGGAGGUCAUCAGGGCGGCCAGGGAGGCGCAGAUCAACGUCAGAGGGUAUGUUUCCUGUGCUCUGGGAUGCCCAUAUGAGGGAAAUGUAGCACCUGCCAAAGUGACAGAGGUGGCGAAGAAGCUGUACGGCCUGGGCUGUUAUGAGGUCUCCCUGGGCGACACCAUCGGCGUAGGAACGCCGGGCGCCAUGGCGACGCUGCUGGAGAGCGUGCUGAAGGAGGUGCCCGGGCACGCCCUGGGCGUGCACUGCCACGAUACCUACGGGCAGGCCCUGGCCAACAUUCUCCUGGCGCUACAGAUGGGGAUUUCCGUGGUGGAUUCGUCAGUGGCGGGCCUGGGGGGCUGUCCGUACGCCCGGGGGGCCACAGGAAACGUGGCCACCGAGGACGUCCUGUACAUGCUGCACGGCCUGGGGAUUAACACGGGAGUGGAUCUCUCCAAGGUGAUGGACGCGGGGGACUUCAUCUGCAAGGCUUUGAACCGCCAGACCGGCUCCAAGGUCGCCCGAGCCCACUGCCGACCCUAGCUCCCCAUCCGGAGCCUCGUCUGUCCCUUUACGUGAAGCUAGCCAGUACUCUCAGUGAUACUGUACGUAUACGUAGUGUGCUCUCCUAUCUCUAUGCUGCAAAAAGAAAAAAUUCCUCAGAGAUUUCAUACUUGUAAGACACUAUGUGCACUUUAGUUAUAAUUUCUACUGAGGGAAAAUUUAAUGGUCAUUGUCUUUCUGUUUUUCUGACCAAAAACCUUCACAGACAUUUACCUAUUUACAGUAUAUAAACUCUAUGUGUAUGUAUUUAUGCACUGCCACUGUGCAGGCUACUGUAUAUUAACUGAAGUUAAUCUAUAUAUGUGCGUACUAUAUAAUACAAGUACUGUAUGCAUUCAUGUACAGUAAGUGUGUCUGAAUGAAUGUAUGAACUGAUUGUGAGCUGGAUAUUGUAUGUAUGUCUGUGUGUGUGAAUGAAUGCAUGGAUGUUUUUACGAGUGCAUAUGUAUGUCUAUGUAUGUAAUGCUACCCUAUUGAAGAAUACAUGCAUUAA
Molecule: messenger RNA, 1714 nt
Organism: Anguilla rostrata (American eel)
Lineage: Eukaryota; Metazoa; Chordata; Actinopteri; Anguilliformes; Anguillidae
Gene: hmgcll1
Product: 3-hydroxymethyl-3-methylglutaryl-CoA lyase like 1
Exons: 9
Coding region: 193-1200 (335 amino acids)
Biological process (GO): L-leucine catabolic process; ketone body biosynthetic process
Molecular function (GO): hydroxymethylglutaryl-CoA lyase activity
Source: RefSeq, a predicted model, not a curated record